AUGGACCCGAGCCGUAAUACAAACUCCGCUUCACUCUCCACUUCAUUCCUCUUCCUUCUCCUCAUCACCUCCCCAACCAUCAUUUCCUCUUCACCUUCCCUCAACUAUCACAACACCUUCUUCCCAACCUCUCCCUCCCAACCCCACCACGAACCCGAAUCCGACCCUACCACUAUGACCCUAUCCAUGCCCCUCCUCCACGUCGACAGUCUCCACCCCGCCAAGUCCUCUCUGACCCCCACCCAACUACUCAGACUCCGCCUCCGCCGCGACAUCCUCCGGGCCGAGGCCCACAAACACCUACGCGGCCCGGCCCAAUUCAACAGCUCCAUCUACUCCGGCAUCCUCCAGGGGAGCGGCGAGUUCUUCACGCGCCUCAUGGUCGGCACCCCACCCCAGCUCGCCCAGUUCGUGGUCGACACUGGGAGCGACCUCACCUGGCUCCAGUGCAUGCCCUGUCGCGACUGCUUCAGGCAGUCCGACCCAGUUUACGACCCGACCCAAUCCGAGUCCUUCAAACUCGUCCCCUGCGACUCCAAGCUCUGCCACGCGCACCGCUGCAGAUCAAAAGACAGCUGCCAUUACAAUGUCGAAUACGGGGACUACUCCUACACCAAGGGUGAGCUGGCGACCGAGACCCUGACCUUCCGGACCACGCGGCUUGCCCGCGUGGCCCUCGGCUGCGGCCAAGAGAACCGCGGGUUCUUCUCUGGGGCCGGCGGGUUACUGGGCCUGGGCAGGGGGAGACUGUCCCUGCCGGCUCAGAAGGGCCGCCUCUUCAACCGGACCUUCUCGUACUGCCUCGUGAACCGGUACGCUACCAAUGGCUCGUCGUGGCUCAUGUUCGGGAAUCCUGCAGUGUCAGUGAACGCCGUCUACACGCCUUUGGUGAAAGGCAGAGGCGAGAAUAUGAUCACGUUCUACACAGUCCGGUUGAUCGGGAUCUCGGUGGGAGGCAAGGCCGUGGGGCUGCCGGAGGCCGCGGCCGAGAAGGAGGUGAUUGUGGAUUCGGGCACGCCUAUAAGCCGGCUGAGUCAAGGGAUGUACGAUGCCGUGAGGGACGCUUUCAAGGAAGAGAACAAGAAUUUGAUCCCGGCGGACUCGCCGAUGCCGGAGCUUUUCGACACGUGUUACAGUAUAAGAGAGGGGGAUGAAGUCUCGACUGUGACGUUGCAGUUCGAGGGAGGGGCAUUUAUGGAAUUGCCGAAGACCAAUUGCUUGGUUCCUCUGGAUGAGGAGGGGACGUACUGCUUUGCCUUUGCGGGGGUCACGGACGGGCCAGGCAUACUCGGGAAUACUCAGCAGCAGGGCUUUCGGGUCGUGUUUGAUCUCGAGGGUGAACAGGUGGGGUUCGCUCCUGAUAGCUGUGUGAAGCCCACCUAA
Messenger RNA from Striga asiatica, 1383 nucleotides. NCBI's taxonomy places the organism in Eukaryota, Viridiplantae, Streptophyta, Magnoliopsida, Lamiales, Orobanchaceae. The record is from the annotation of a GenBank genome assembly.